AUGCCCCAGCUAUCACUAUUGCGUCAAGAUGUCAUAAAGGAUGAGGAUUGGAAGCAGAGAACAGAGUCUCUAUCAAACGCAUCAAGCACCUCAACAUCAGAAGAGCAAAACUCGCAGCUCGUUCUCAUCAUUCAGAAGCUCAAUGAUGAAAAUCGGCUCUUACGAGAAGAACGCAAAACUCGGAGCUUGGAAAUGGCCAAAAUGGAGCGAACGCUGGCUGGGAAAUGUAUGGAAACGAGUCAGCUGAGGGAAGAAAAGAUUGCGUCUGAUGCACAGAGAGAGGCACAGUUUAGAGCGCUACAGAAUGAGAUCUUGAUGUUGAAAGCUCAAUCAGGAACUAAAGGGAUGAUUGGAAAGAUUCCUUGCGUGCAAUUGGAU
This is a messenger RNA of Mesorhabditis belari, 378 nucleotides long. NCBI's taxonomy places the organism in Eukaryota, Metazoa, Nematoda, Chromadorea, Rhabditida, Rhabditidae. The record is from the annotation of a GenBank genome assembly.